Penicillium samsonianum is the source of this 390-nucleotide messenger RNA. Its product is annotated as beta-lactamase domain-containing protein. The transcript has a single exon. The coding region runs from base 1 to 390 and encodes 129 amino acids. Gene Ontology annotation, molecular function: protein dimerization activity. The record is from RefSeq and is a predicted model, not a curated record. Lineage: Eukaryota; Fungi; Ascomycota; Eurotiomycetes; Eurotiales; Aspergillaceae.
AUGCCUCCAAAUCUGAAAGAGCGCACAAACCUGCGUGACUAUUACGGCUCAAUCAGCUACAAUGUCAAAGCCAUUUAUGACAGAUAUAUGAGCUGGUUCGAUGAGAAUCCCGCUCAUCUUUGGCCGCUCAAGCCUGUCGAUGAAGCCACUGGAUUUGUCAGGUGUAUGGGCGGAAACGAAGCAGUUCUCGAAAAGGCCCAGGAGUAUCGCACAAACAAGAACCUCCGUUUCGCUGCUACCAUCCCAGAUAAUCUUGCCUUCGCAACUCAAAGCAACCCCGAUGAGAAGGAGCUGGCAGCUAUGUACACUGAGCUGGGAUACAGUUCAGAGAAUGCGACCUGGCGGAACAUCUACCUCACCGGCGCUUUUGAGCUAGAAAAUGGGCCCUAG